Cajanus cajan (pigeon pea) is the source of this 949-nucleotide messenger RNA. NCBI's taxonomy places the organism in Eukaryota, Viridiplantae, Streptophyta, Magnoliopsida, Fabales, Fabaceae. The record is from RefSeq and is a predicted model, not a curated record.
UCAAUUUGACUUUCUCAAAGCAUAUCAUAAAUUCAUAAUUCAUGUUCCACUGACUCGAUUUCUUCCCAUCAACUUUCAAAUUCCAUAUCACCUUUUUUUUUCUUGAUUGAUCAAACAAAACAAAUUUCUAUAUCACCUCAUCUUGGCAACGCUGUCGUAAAUAGACAAACACGAACCCUAAUUUUCCGAUUUCCUUAUUUGGCAACACCAAAAUUCAAGCCUCACAAUUCCAGGUUACGAAGCAGAAGCAUAUUUCUGUUUCUGGUUUAGUUGAGUUAAUUCCCCUUCUUUCCAACACUUGUCCAAAGCCAAAGCUUUAAGCUUUCUCUGUGCAUUUUGUUCCAGUCCAAUUAAUAUAUCAGAUAAAGAAAUGGGGUCUGUGAUGAGUUUGUUUUCUUCAAAGAUUAGCAAAGAAGACUUGGAAUUAGCCUUGACUAAGGCUAAGGAGAUAGUAUCCUCUGGUCCUGUCAUUGUCUUCAGUAAGACUUACUGCGGUUACUGCCCGCGGGUCAAGAAUCUCUUGACACAGCUUGGAGCAUCCUACAAGGUCAUUGAAUUGGACAUCGAAGGUGAUGGAAGUAAAAUACAGUCAGCUUUACUUGAGUGGACAGGGCAAAGGACCGUGCCUAACGUGUUUAUUGGACAAAAGCACAUUGGUGGUUGUGAUGAUGUAAUGGAGAAACACAAAGCAGGUCAACUGGUUCCACUUCUCAGGGAUGCUGGGGCGAUCGCCUAAUGCCAAUUAGUCUACUCAACUCUGAACAGCCACUGAAAUAUUUAAUUAAAUAUUUCUAGCAUUACUUUGUGUGAAUAUUUAGCACAACAAGCAUGUUUAAUGUGCUCCAAUUAUGUGAAAAGGGAUCCUGUUAUUAUCAUGAAUGUAUUAUAUCAAUGUUAAAAUAAAAAAAUUUAUGUGUGAUUUAUGUAAGUGAUUACGUGUCUUCUUUUA